Micropterus salmoides (largemouth bass) is the source of this 4083-nucleotide messenger RNA. RefSeq names its product ryanodine receptor 2-like. The transcript is spliced from 28 exons. Gene Ontology annotation, cellular component: calcium channel complex; smooth endoplasmic reticulum; Z disc. Gene Ontology annotation, biological process: calcium ion transmembrane transport. The annotation marks the transcript as partial. The record is from RefSeq and is a predicted model, not a curated record. Gene Ontology annotation, molecular function: ryanodine-sensitive calcium-release channel activity; protein binding. NCBI's taxonomy places the organism in Eukaryota, Metazoa, Chordata, Actinopteri, Centrarchiformes, Centrarchidae.
GGACAAACCGGACAGGAGUCGGGACAACUGCUCCUAAUUCGGGACUGUCCCGAAUUUUUCGGGAGGUCUGGUCACCAUAGCUACAUGCUAGCACAUCAAAGCUUCACUGACAAAGUACUCCCGCCAAAAUGGAGUCACGGGAGGCCCAGAUCUUAACAGCAGACUCCACCCACACCGGCUGCACAUCUUCGUUCUCCUGCUUCUCCAGUCUUCCUCUUUCCCUGUCAGUGCCGUCGUUAUUGCUUAACUCUGUCUAAUGUGGCUUGUGUCGCUAAAAUAAUGACUAACACUGGAGAGGGCGACGAUGAAUUUCAGUUUCUACGAACGGGAGACGAGGUGGUUUUGCAGAGUACCUUCACCUCCCAGGAGGAACAAGUAAAGCUCUGUCUUGCUGCUGAGGGAUUUGGCAGCAGACUUUGCAGGCUCGAGUCACUUCUAACUGCAAGGUAAAGAAAUGUUCCACCAGACCUGUCUGUAUGUGGUUUUGUCUUGGCCCAGUGUCUCUCUGUUAGAGCCCUGCAGGAGAUGUUGGCCCACAGUAAGCACCUGGCUGCAGAGGUGGGAGCUGGAGGAAGCCAUCGCACCCUUCUUUAUGGCCAGGCAGUCUUGUUCCUACACUCAUACAGUGGCAUGUAUCUCAGCUGCUUGUCUUCAUCACAGUCUUCGACUGACAAGCUGACUUUUGAUGUUGGUCUCCAAGAGGAUAAAGCAGGUGAGGCAUGUUGGUGGACUGUUCACCCAGCAUCCAGACAGAGGUCAGAAGGUGAGAAAGUGCGUGUUGGAGAUGACCUCAUACUGGUCAGUGUUUCCUCAGAGAGAUAUCUGCACCUGUCCUUUGGCAGUGUAUUUGACAACAGAAACUUGAGUGACAGCCUGAUUGUUAACGCAGCCUUCCAGCACACUCUGUGGAGUGUUGCUCCCAUCUGCUCUGGAGGUGGAGUUGCUCAAGGAUACCUGAAGGGGGGCGACACGUUGCGACUGCUCCACAGCCAUAGUGACGCGUGUCUGACUAUUCCAUCCGCAGAGCAGGGAGAAGAGCUGCAAAGGAUAAUGCACUAUGAGAUUGGAUCAGUCUCCAGCCAUGCCCGCUCUCUCUGGAGGCUGGAGAUCCUGCGUGUUGUUUGGAGUGGUAGACACACAUGUUGGGGGCAGCCUUUCCGACUCUGCCAUAUGACCUCUGGGAGAUACCUGGGUCUUACAGAGGAGAAGGGCCUGUAUCUGGUUGAUCGGGACAAGGCUGACAUCAACACAACCUCCUUCUGUUUUCGAUCAUCAAAGGUGAAAGCUGACACUGGCACAAAGACUGAUGUUGAUGGCAUGGGGAUCCCAGAGAUCAAGUAUGGAGACUCCAUUUGUUAUGUUCAGCAUGUAAACUCUGGGCUCUGGCUCACCUACCAAGCUGUUGAUGCCAAAUCUACACGUAUGGGAGUGGCUCAGCGAAAGGCUAUUUUACACAGCGAGGGUCAUAUGGAUGAUGGGUUGACGCUGUCUCGUUCUCAGAGCGAAGAAUCUCACACUGCCAGACUCAUCCGGAGUGCUAUUCUCCUCUUCACUCGCUUUAUCAGGAAACUGGAUAGUUUUAGUGAACAAGGAAACGUCACGUCUGUCAGCCUGCCAGUGGAGAUGGUAACACGUAGUCUGCAGGAUCUUAUAAACUAUUUCCAGCCUCCACCAGAGGGGCUACACCAUGAAGAUAAACAGAAGAACAUGAUGGCUCUAAAUAAUCGGCAGAACAUGUUUCAAGAAGAGGGUGUGAUAGAUUUGGUUCUAGAUUGUAUUGACCAUCUACACCAAUGUAUUAGUGCUUCUCAUUUUGCUGAGGCUGCUCACAGUGACACGGGAGAAGAGUGGGAGACCAUCAUCAACCGUUUCUAUGACCUAUUGGCUGCUCUGAUCCGGGGAAACCGUGUAAACUGUGCACAUUUCUCAGGUUCUCUGGACUGGCUGAUAAGCAGGCUGGACUGGCUGGAGGCCUCUUCUGGAGUCCUGGAGGUUCUGCAGUGUGUCCUAGUGGAAAGUCCUGAAGCACUCAAUGUCAUCAAAGAAGGACACAUUCAUUCUAUCAUCUCUUUUCUAGACAAGCAUGGAUGCAACCACAAGGUGCUGGAGGUGCUGUGCUCUCUGUGUGUGUGCCAUGGUGUGGCGGUGCGGUCUAAUCAGAACCUCAUCUGUGACAACCUGCUGCCAGACAGAGACUUGCUGCUCCAAACACGUCUGGCUAAUCAGGUCACCAGCAUGAGACCGAACAUCUUAUUGGCUAUGGGGGAAGAUUCAGCUCAGCAUCGGAGGUGGUACUAUGAGCUGGUUGUGGAUCAUAUCAACUCUUUCCUCACAUCUGAGCCCACACACCUGCGUGUUGGUUGGGCUUGCACUGAGGGCUACCAGCCCAGGCCCACAGGAGGCGAAGGCUGGGGGGGCAGCGGGGUGGGAGAUGACCUCUGCUCCUAUGGCUUUGAUGGACUUCACCUCUGGUCAGGCUGUGUCGGCCGCAGAGUGAGCUCUCCCUUCCCUCACCUGCUGAAAGAUGAUGAUGUGGUCAGCUGCUGUCUUGACCUCAGUGUUCCCUGCAUCUCCUUCCGGGUCAACGGUUUGCCUGUGCAGGGCAUGUUUGAGAACUUCAGUGCUGAUGGACAUCUUUGUCCUGUGGUCAGCUUCUCUGCUGGAGUCAAGGUUCGUUUUCUGUUUGGGGGAAGGCACGGGGAGUUUCGCUUCUUGCCCCCACCAGGUUUUGCACCAUGCUCUGAUGCUCUGCUCCCAAGGGUCAAGCUGAAAGUAGAGCCAUGUCAGAAAUACAUUUUUGAUCAAGGAUAUGGGAUACAAGAGCUCAUUGGCCCCUUAGUACCUGCCACGCCAGUGACUUUUACUCCCACACCAGUAGACCUUGUCAAGGUGGAAUUGCCCCCACAACUUUUGGAUAUCCGAGAAAAAAUGGCUGAGAAUAUCCAUGAACUCUGGGCAAUGGACAAGGUUGAUCUUGGAUGGACACACGGCCCUGUGAGAGAUGACGUUAAGAGGCAUGAUCCCUGUCUGGUGGAGUUCUCCAAGCUCCCAGAGCAGGAAAGGAACCAGAACUUUCAGAUGGCUCAGGACACCCUCAGGACUCUCCUUGCCCUUGGUUUCAACAUUGGUUGGACUGAUGACCACGCUGAGGAGAGAGUCAAAUACAUGAGACUAGCCAAUAAGUAUGAGCAGCCCAGUGGCUAUAGACCUGCACCAGUAGACUCGAGCCAGGUUGUUUUAAGCCCAGCCCAUGAGGAAGUGGUUAACUUGCUGGCAGAGAAUGAUCACAAUGUGUGGGCCAGAGAGCGCAUCAAGCAGGGAUGGACGUAUGGAGCCCAACAGGAUGUGAAAGCAAAGCGGAGCCCAUACCUCAUUCCUUACAACCUUCUUGACGAAAGGAGCAAGAGAGUGGGCAGGGAGAGUGUCAGGGAAGCUGUCUGUACCCUGCUGGCUUAUGGUUACAGCCUGGAGCCCCUCAACCAGGAAUGGACCACAUUAUCAAAUCCAUGUCUCUUCUCUGCUGAGAAGUGCAGAGUGUUCAGACCAGAUAAAUCAUACACUGUAACCCGGGGGAAGUGGUACUUUGAAUUUGAAAUAGUGACAGCGGGGAAUAUGAGAGUGGGAUGGGCCCGACCAUGCUGUACACCAGAUAAAGAGCUCGGCUCAGAUGACCAGGCAUAUGUCUUCGAUGGAUUUGAGGCUCAGUGGUACCAUCAGGGCGUUGAGCCCCUGGGACGUCCAUGGCAGAGGGGCGAUGUGGUGGGUUGCUUGGUGGACAUGGCUGAAUGCACCAUGAUGGUCACGCUCAAUGGAGAGGUGCUGUUUAAUGACAGAGGAUCAGAGCUGGCUGCCAAGGACUUCGAUAUCAGAGACGGCCUGUUGCCUGUGGUCAGUGUUGGGGCGAACCAGGUGGGAAGGCUGAACCUGGGCCGACAAGUCGACUCUCUGCAGUACUUCACUGUGUGUGGCCUGCAGGAGGGCUAUGAACCAUUUUCUGUCAACAUGGCCAGAGAGCCAGCCCUUUGGAUGAGUUGGAAACGGCCUCAGUUUACCUCCAUAAUGCCUGAUGAUCACAACAUACAG